AUGGCCGUCGCAGAGUCGAUGCUGACGGGCGAGAGCAUUCCUGUCCCAAAGACGACAGGAGACCAGCUGAUCGCAGGGACUACUAAUGGUCCUGGUACCCUAACUGUCCGUCUCACCCGACUGCCAGGCAAAAACAGCAUCACGGACAUUGCAGGCUUGGUGGAGAAUGCUCUCGCUUCUAAGCCUCGCAUUCAGGAUCUUGCGGACAAGAUUGCCUCUUACUUCAUCCCAGGCGUCAUUAUUGUUUCCUUGAUCGUGUUCGCCAUCUGGGUCAUAGUCGCCCUCAAGGUGCGUGGCGAGAAUGGAGGCAGCGCUAUUGGCUUGUCGAUCACCUACGCCAUUGCUGUUCUAGCUGUUUCUUGCCCAUGUGCACUCGGUCUUGCAGUACCGAUGGUACUCGUUAUUGCAGGUGGCGUCGCCGCCCGACAAGGCAUUAUCAUCAAGCAAGCUGAUGCAAUCGAAAGAGGUCACAAGAUCACCGACGUUGUCUUCGACAAGACAGGGACCAUCACCACGGGAGAGCUAGAAGUAGUCCACUCGCAAACCUUUCCUGACGCAGGAUACGUUGAGGACGAGAUCAUUUCUGUCACCAGGACUCUCAUCCAAGAUAAUCAGCAUCCUGUUUCUAUGGCUGUCGCGACUGAUCUAAAGAAAGCUGGCGGCAAGCCUUGCAAACUCGAGGAGCUGGAAUCCACUCCUGGAUCGGGGAUUCGAGGUGUGUGGAAUGGGCGGGUUGUCCGUGCAGGCAACCCCUUCUGGCUUGACAUCGAGAGUCGCCCUGAAAUCUCCGCAUUAGUGGAUCAGGGUAUGACGGUCCUUUGCGUGGAUGUUGAUAGGGAGCCCGUAGCCGUCUUCGGGCUCAAGAGCAACAUUCGCCCCGAAGCCGCCGGUGUCAUUGCAGAUCUCCACAGGCGCGGCCUGGCGUGCCACAUCGUAAGCGGCGACACAUCGAAAGUCGUCAAUGAUGUCGCACAAGCCGUUGGCAUUCCCAUCUCGAACGUUGCGUCGCGACACGCGCCGGCACAAAAGCAGAGUUACGUUCAGGCCCUGAUGGCUUCCAAGAAAGUCGUAUUGUUCUGCGGCGACGGAACAAAUGACGCUGUUGCCGUCGCCCAAGCCAAUGUCGGUGUGCAGAUCGGAGCUGCAUCCGCCGUGACCCGAGGCACCGCUGAUGUCGUCUUGCUUGGUGGGCUCGACGGCGUGCCCGCACUUCUCACUCUGUCGAAGCGGCCAUUCCGCAGAAUCACCUUCAACUUCGUGUGGUCAGCAAUCUACAACUUGUUUGCAAUCCUGCUCGCUGGAGGGGCUUUCGUUAAGGUCCGCAUCCCUCCCGCCUAUGCAGGUCUUGGAGAGAUCGUGAGCGUUAUGCCUGUCAUUCUGGCGGCUCUGACCCUCUUGAGAGUCUGA
This is a messenger RNA of Cyphellophora europaea CBS 101466, 1407 nucleotides long. RefSeq lists its product as uncharacterized. Gene Ontology annotation, molecular function: copper ion binding; ATP hydrolysis activity; P-type divalent copper transporter activity. The transcript has a single exon. Gene Ontology annotation, cellular component: membrane. The coding region runs from base 1 to 1407 and encodes 468 amino acids. The record is from RefSeq and is a predicted model, not a curated record. Lineage: Eukaryota; Fungi; Ascomycota; Eurotiomycetes; Chaetothyriales; Cyphellophoraceae. Gene Ontology annotation, biological process: copper ion homeostasis; monoatomic cation transport.